Molecule: messenger RNA, 701 nt
Organism: Arachis stenosperma
Lineage: Eukaryota; Viridiplantae; Streptophyta; Magnoliopsida; Fabales; Fabaceae
Exons: 2
Coding region: 138-701 (187 amino acids)
Source: RefSeq, a predicted model, not a curated record
CAGAGGGAGAGGAAGAUAGGAAGAAGAGAAUAAGAGAUGAGGGAGGAGAGAGACCGCACGGCAAGGCUUGGUCCCACUACCACCAUUACCAUUGCUGUCGCGUUGUUGUCAUGGGAGAGAGAGAAGAUUAGCCGCACAUGAGACUGCGACGGAGAAGAAGACUGGAGCUGUACCGUCGUCACUACCACACACCGUCCUGCCUCUGGAGCCAAUUGGAACCUUCGCCGUCAAGUCACUUUGUCGCCGUCGUCGUCGUCAUUGCAGCGGCAAGGGGCCGAACAGGGGGAUAUAGGUAUGUGGAGGAGGGAGGAGCUGCUAUGCCGUCGUUGAGCAACUGCCGCCGCUGGAGCUCGCCAUUGAGGCUGCUAGAUCCCCUGCCCACCUGCUUCGCGUGCUACCCUUGCUUUGCUCUGCUGGGGGUUGAGCCCUACCUCUCCCCUAUUCAUCAGAGCAUGUGGUGUUGCUGUGGGAGUCACUGUCAGAGGAGAGAAACUGCCGCAACCACUAUUCUAUUGUGUCCUUCAUCGUCGAUGUCGGGGAGGUCACCGGAGCUACUGAUGCUCCAUCUCCUUAUUUCCUUUGUGAGAAUUGAAGUUGUUGCUACUAUCCCAGUCCAAAUUUUGUGCUCUUUCAUUCCAUCUACUUCAACCUUCUUCACCUUUUAUCUUGGCACUUUGGAUUUGGUCUCUUCGAUCCCUUGA